Molecule: messenger RNA, 1306 nt
Organism: Catharus ustulatus (Swainson's thrush)
Lineage: Eukaryota; Metazoa; Chordata; Aves; Passeriformes; Turdidae
Product: myb-like protein V
Exons: 13
Coding region: 42-1202 (386 amino acids)
Source: RefSeq, a predicted model, not a curated record
CCCAAGUACAGCUUCCUGCUGCAGACCAAGACCGAGUGGGCAUGAGCUCUGCUGCAGCGGGGCGCAACAAAGGGGUCUUGAAGCAAGCUGGUAAAAAAGGGAUACAGGAAGACAGAGUCUUGCAACCAGCAGGGAGAGAGGCAGAACAGGAAGACAAUGAUUCUCCCUGGGAUUCUGAGACUGAUUCUGAAGGUGAAGAGAAAGUGCUGGCCCAUGUACAGCUUCCUGCUGCAGACCAAGACCGAGUGGGCAUGAGCUCUGCUGCAGCGGGGCGCAACAAAGGGGUCUUGAAGCAAGCCGGUAAAAAAGGGAUACAGGAAGACAGAGUCUUGCAGCCAGCAGGGAGAGAGGCAGAACAGGAAGACAACGAUUCUCCCUGGGAUUCUGAGACUGAUUCUGAAGGUGAAGAGAAAGUGCUGGCCCAUGUACAGCUUCCUGCUGCAGACCAAGACCGAGUGGGCAUGAGCUCUGCUGCAGCGGGGCGCAACAAAGGGGUCUUGAAGCAAGCCUGUAAAAAAGGGAUACAGGAAGACAGAGUCUUGCAACCAGCAGGGAGAGAGGCAGAACAGGAAGACAAUGAUUCUCCCUGGGAUUCUGAGACUGAUUCUGAAGGUGAAGAGAAAGUGCUGGCCAAUGUACAGCUUCCUGCUGCAGACCAAGACCGAGUGGGCGUGAGCUCUGCUGCAGCGGGGCGCAACAAAGCUGCAAGAGCAGAACAGGAGGAACAUUUUAUCUCCUCUUCCGAGAAUAAGCUUCCUACAUUACAGAGAGAAGAUCUUCCGCUAAAGGUUGAUUCUUCAACUCAGACAGAUUCUAAGCAGGAGAAACAGCUUCCUACAUUACAGAGAGAUUAUCUUCUGCUAAAGGUUGAUUCUUCAACUCAGACAGAUUCUGGGCAGGAGAAACAGCUCAAGGACCUGAAAGAACCUUUUCACAAGAAUGAUUAUUACACUGAGUCAGGGAAGAAUGCCUUAAAGGAGAAGAAAGUAAUAACAGUUUUGAGGAUCAUGCAAGGUCUCCUGGUUGAUUCUUCAGUUGCAGCUAUCCCCCCGCCGGAAGAGCGCGUUCAACGGCUCCAAAUUCCAAUGGCAAGGCUGGAAACCACUAUUCAGCAAAAAGACAAGACUAUUGAAGUUUUUGAGGAAAUCCAGCAAGUCUCUUACCGCAGACUCCUCGGGGGACAGUGGUCUUUGGCACUGUGAUUUUCUGCACACUAUCAAAAACUGUUUUGGAGUGAAGUUUGCAAAGUGAGCCAGUCCAUGAGACUGGGUCACCCUGUGGGUGUUUCCACCAUUUUGGGUGUCUG